This is a messenger RNA of Octopus sinensis (East Asian common octopus), 2775 nucleotides long. RefSeq names its product neuronal acetylcholine receptor subunit alpha-10. NCBI's taxonomy places the organism in Eukaryota, Metazoa, Mollusca, Cephalopoda, Octopoda, Octopodidae. Gene Ontology annotation, biological process: nervous system process; regulation of membrane potential; signal transduction. Gene Ontology annotation, cellular component: postsynaptic membrane; neuron projection; synapse. The record is from RefSeq and is a predicted model, not a curated record. Gene Ontology annotation, molecular function: acetylcholine-gated monoatomic cation-selective channel activity; transmembrane signaling receptor activity. The coding region runs from base 659 to 2104 and encodes 481 amino acids. The transcript has 11 exons.
ACGCUAUAUACUUAUAUGCUAGGAAUUACGGAAUUCCUCUCUGACUUCAGGCCCUGACUUUCAAAGAGAUUAAUCCAAUACUGGGCAUCUUUAUACUAGGUGGCCUACUGAAGACUUGAUGGAUCAUCCAAGGUGCCUGUUGCGUUGAAAGCUCGUUGUAAGCUGCAGUUUAUACAUGGCAUUAAUGAGACUUUCUUCAUUCAUUGUCCCGCGCUAGAAGAACUGACGUACGGUAUAUUAUCUCGUGAAAGAAGCAAAACCAUAAAAAAAAAUCAUACAAAAUAACUUAGAUAUUUUACCAUUAUUUUAAGCAAAAUUUUAGCAUAUGUAACCCUGGAAUUAUUCAUUCAAAUAUUUUUUGAAAAAUAACACAAAUAGGUAAACUCUAAGCAAUAUAAAUAUAUAUACACAUGUAUGUAUAACUAUAUUGAAUAACAUAACAAUAAUAUUAUUGUUAAUGAAUUAUUAGUGCUAUCAUUGAUUUUUAUAAAUAAUUUACAAUAACUUAACGCACUUGUGCGGCGACGAAACAUGGGAAUCACCGACUGUACUGUUAUCAGUGGAUUUUACUCAGAAAAUAAGAUCUGGUGGUAAGUCCUGGUUUCUACAUAAUAGACAACAUUGUCAGAUAACCAUUUGAACUGACCGCCGUACGGGAAUGAAUUAUCGCCUAUACAUCGCUAUGACGUUAAUGAAAGACAUCCGUAUUUUGAUGUCGGCUUUCCAUCUUUUGAUGGGGGCAAGUAUAGCUUUAUGUGAUGAAAACGAGUAUCGUUUGGUGCGGGAUUUAAUGAAAAAUUACAACAAGCAAGUUCGGCCAUCGUCAAAUUUCUCAGAGGCUCUUAAUGUGACCUUCGGAGUGGCACUGGCACAAAUUAUUGAUGUGGAUGAAAAGGAUCAGAUUAUAACAACUAACUGCUGGAUUAAUCAAAACUGGAUCGAUUACAAGCUGCAGUGGGAUCCAAUCAAAUAUGGCAAUGUGUCCGUCAUCCGCCUUCCUUUUAGUGACAUUUGGCGUCCUGAUAUCUUACUGUACAAUAAUGCUGACGUGAAGGCGUUCGAAUCGUCCAUCAGUACGAACGUGAUAGUCACCAGCGAGGGAAACGUCACCUGGUUGUCCAUGGUCAUCUUCAAGAGUUCAUGCUCCAUCGAUGUCAAGUUUUUUCCUUUCGACGAACAGAACUGCUCCAUGGAAUUUGCGUCAUGGACGUACGACGCAUACCAAGUUAAUAUAUUAACCAACGGUGAAGACAAUGGGGACAUGUCAAACUACAUCGAAAAUUCAGAGUGGUCCCUGAUCGGCUUUCAACAAAAGCGGCACGUCGUUCGUUUCUCGUGCUGCGAGGAACCUUACAUCAUUAUUCACUAUCAUAUAUUAAUAAAAAGACGCCCGCUUUUUUAUUUGUUCAACAUGGUCAUGCCCUGUAUCUUAAUAACUUUGGUGGCUCUGCUCGGCUUUUAUAUGCCAUCUGAUUCAGGAGAAAAAAUAUCCAUGGGGAUUACCACACUUCUGUCCAUGACUGUAUUUUUAAUGAUAGUGGCCGAAAAGAUGCCACCGACAUCGGACGUCCUACCUCUCAUAGGCUUGUAUUAUGGCAUCACUAUUGCAAUUGUGUCCUUCGCGACUGGAAUGACAGUACUAACACUGAACAUCCACCACAAAGGAACGCGAGGCUACGAGGUGCCUAUGAUCCUUAAAAAAAUAUGCUUCGGUGUUGUCGCCAAAAUCUUAUUUAUUAAACUCGAAGUACCUUUGGGUUCUAAAGAAUCGAUGCCUGCAGCCCCUGUAGCGGAUUAUUAUAGACGUUUUGAUACCGACAAACUUCCUGAAAAUGGCCGACUUUCCCCAAGGUUUAUUCGCAAAUUGAAUCCAUCGGCUUCGGCUACAGCCAGCGAGACUUUCGAAAGGCAAUUCAUGCGUGUCCUCCAAAAAGUCUAUCAAACCAUUGAACGCAAUGAAAUGAGACUGGCUGAGCAAGACCGACGUGACCUCAUCAAACAGGAAUGGCAACAGCUGGCCUUGAUUAUAGACAGAGUACUUCUCCUUAUAUUUCUAGGACUCACAAUAACCGUAACUUUAACAGUUUUUUUCCAAGGACCUUGAAAUAAUGUUUUUAAAAUUCUAUUGGAGUAAAAAUGAAAAGAAAAAUAUAAAUUCAUGGUCUAAUUGUGGGACAAUGCACCUAAAUUGCUAGAGGAAGUUUUAUGUCAGUCACCAAAACUGGGCUUCUUAAGUAUACAAGAAAGGAAUACAUACGCAAGAACAUGAGAAAGUUUUGGUUUGUUAAACAGCCAUGAGGCAUCCACACAAAUUCUUACUCGUUAAGAAUGCAAAAUGAAUAUAGUUCUUAAUAAUUAUGUUAUACAGUUAGAAUUAUUAUUACUAUGACUAUCAUCAUCUUCAUGUUUAUUUUUAAUUAUUUUUAAUAUUAAUAUUAAUAUUGCUGUUACUGUUGUUUGAUUUCUAUGUUUCCUUUCCAAUUAUGACUGAAACCACCUUUAGUUACGGCGUUACUGGUCACGUAUGUUAUAAAAUUCCAAUCAAUGAAAAAAGAAAAACUUCAAAAAAGAAAGAAGGAAACAAUGAUGUCAUUUUAUUAACCAUGUUUUUAGUUUAUUGUUAUAUAUUAAACAGAUUGUUAAAAUUUAACGAAAAAUACAGCUUCGGAAACUCGUGGGAAGUUUGAAAAGUAACAAAAAAAUUAAGAGUGGACAAAUCAUUGCUCGUAAAACUUAGAUAACUGAAGUCAAAAUUUUUCGCUGAAUUAAACAAAA